Molecule: messenger RNA, 4703 nt
Organism: Prionailurus viverrinus (fishing cat)
Lineage: Eukaryota; Metazoa; Chordata; Mammalia; Carnivora; Felidae
Gene: PIGA
Product: phosphatidylinositol glycan anchor biosynthesis class A
Exons: 5
Coding region: 1876-2652 (258 amino acids)
Biological process (GO): GPI anchor biosynthetic process
Cellular component (GO): glycosylphosphatidylinositol-N-acetylglucosaminyltransferase (GPI-GnT) complex
Molecular function (GO): phosphatidylinositol N-acetylglucosaminyltransferase activity
Source: RefSeq, a predicted model, not a curated record
CGGGGCUCGAACUCCCGGACCGCGAGAUCGUGACCUGGCUGAAGUCGGACGCUCAACCGACUGCGCCACCCAGGCGCCCCUAGGAAUAUUUCAAUUUCUAGCUUUCCUGUCUAUUAUGCAUCUCCUCAAAGUCAGCUUGUUCUGAACAUUGCCAUUUUAUAGCUUAUUUCAUUUAAUCGUAUAUAAGGUGUUAAUAAUCUGGGGGCAGGUAAGUGGUGAAGGCAGGGGGAUUAGACAGCCUGGAGCCUGAUCCUCCCCGCAUCCCACUGUGUGAUUGAGGACAAGCUGCUUAACCUCUCUGAGUCUCAGUUUUUUCAUUUGUACGGUUUGGGCAACACCAGGAAUCUUGUGAGGGUUCAGUGAUGGUUCCUGUAAAGUACUUAGGCCAGUUUGUAUUUGAUAAGUGUCUGCCAUUAUCAAGGAGGAUUUUUUUUUUAGUGCCUCUGCAGCACUUAAUGGACACCGCAAUAGCAUUUGUAGAGCCUCGUUUACUAAAAGCCUGAAACGGUCUGGUUAUUCAGAACCUAAGUGGUCUUCUGGAUGGUAUUUGAAAAACCUGUCCAGUAAUCAAAAUCAUCACUUAAAGUAGGGAAUUAUUGAAAAAAAAUAAUCCAUACCCUCCCUUAAGUAUUUGAAUUUAACUCAGAAUGUUAUUAACACACACUGCGUUGCCAGUAAGUAGUUGGAUGUGGGCCUCCAGGCGUAAGAGUACUGGUCCGCUGGUUGGAGCUGUGCCAUCUUUCUCGCACGGCCACCUUCCAAAAGCGUCAUUAUUUGUAGUUGCCGAUUUGGGCUUCCUUUAAGUGGGGUGAGAACUUAAAGGUGUACGAAAUCGUGUACUUCGAGAUUUUUGACUUGUUCUUGAUUUGACACAGUGGUUUAGGAUAUCCCCUAAUCGGACAAGAGCUUUCUGGUGUAACUUUUCCUUUAUUGAAUUUUUCAUACCGUUCAGCUUAGUCUCAUAGGAACUUAACUGUGUCAGUUGAUGUGCCAUUUAUGUAAAUUACCCAGCGUUCCCAAGUACCCACAUUACCAAGCGUAGCUGGCAUCAGACGUACGUGGACCAAUGCAGCUGGUUCUCAGCACGCAGCUCAGCGGUGGGGUUGGAAGUGUACCAGUGUGCCCAGGAGUGGCCUACGGUGCAGACGCGGGCCUUGCUCAGUAUGCUUUACAUUUGGAAGGGAGCCCUGGUUGGUCCAGCAGUCCACUUAAGUGGAGGUUGGUGAGGAAACUGUUGAGCUGCGUUUUCUGGGGUGAAGGCAUGCUCUCUCGGUGUGCUUCCUUUCUUUAAUCAAGAAGAUGUGAAUGGACCCGCAGUCUCUCUUGGAAACCCCUCUGGGGAUACUGGUGACGUGUUGCAACUUAGAAAACGCGCCUAGGCUAUCUUUUAGUCACAUAGCUAAAAGAGCUGUGAGCUAGCUAGCCGAGAAUGAGUGUGGUGCAUGCAUGGUCGAGGAUCAGAGCAAAAUGAAAUCUUGGUACAAACUAAAGCUGUUACCUUUACGUCACUAACGAUGGUAUUCGAGCCUGCUGAGCUAACUACCAGCGACAGAGGGAAGGCACGGCCUGUCCUAUUCUCAAUUCGGUCAUUUAACAAGUAUUUAGCGAACCCGCUCCAUACGCCAGGCACUGUACAAAAAGUAACAUUCUCGGAAGGAACAGCCACAUCUCUAGCCCAAAAGUGAGUAGUUGUGUUUAUGGUCCAUUAAUUAUCAACUAGUUAAUUUCCUUAGGAGGUGUUCCUUUGGACCAGUUCUCAAAGGCCCACUGCAGUGUAUUGAGUGAGAGAGGAGAAAUCCCACUUCUUACUCCUGAGCUUCCCUGGCUGCCUUCUUCCCUUUCUCCAGAGCCUGUUGUACAUCUACUGUAGGGUAGAUGUUAUCUGCAUGCAACAAACUGAGUCUCAGAGAGGGGACUGAUUUGCUUAGUGGUAUAAUACCUGAACUCUGUCAAAAAUAUCCAGAUUUAAAUUUCAUAAUUGGAGGAGAGGGACCUAAGAGAAUCAUUUUGGAAGAAGUACGGGAAAGGUACCAGCUACAUGACAGAGUACGUCUCUUGGGAGCCUUAGAACACAAGGAUGUUAGAAAUGUCUUAGUUCAAGGACAUAUUUUUCUUAAUACUUCCCUUACCGAAGCGUUCUGCAUGGCAAUUGUGGAAGCAGCCAGUUGCGGUUUACAGGUCGUCAGUACCAGGGUUGGCGGGAUUCCUGAAGUACUUCCAGAAAAUCUGAUCAUUUUGUGUGAGCCUUCUGUAAAGUCCUUGUGCGAGGGUUUGGAAAAAGCGAUUUCCCAACUCAAAUCAGGAGCGUUGCCAGCCCCCGAAGAUAUUCACAACAUCGUAAAGACUUUCUACACCUGGAGGAACGUUGCGGAAAGAACUGAAAAAGUGUACGACCGCGUGGCAGGAGAAGCCGUGUUACCGAUGGACAGACGACUGGACAGACUCAUCUCUCACUGCGGCCCGGUGACGGGCUACAUUUUUGCUUUGUUGGCUGUAGUCAACUUUCUCUUCCUCGUUUUCCUGCGAUGGGUGACUCCAGAUUCUGUCAUCGACGUUGCAAUAGACGCCACAGGGCCAGACGGGGCCUGGACUCCUCGAUACCCUCCCAGUAAAAAAGAGGGCAAGAAUAAUGCGAUGUCUAAAACCAGGUAGAAGAAAGCCUGGAUUGUAACAUUUUACACAUUUGUGAUAGUUCUGUUAAGACUAUCGAAAAUAACCUUGCUUUUUUCUUUGUUUUUUUUAAAGUUCAUUUAGUAAGUUAUGCUACCUCUAUACCAUUCAAUGUUUUAUUUUGAAGAAAGAUAAAAACUUAUGCAACUCCUGAGUGUAGAAACUCCUUGCACUUACCUAAAAUUUAGGAGAGAACAUUUAAGCCACUCAGGUAUGACAUUUUUCAGACUACUGAAAUCCCUUUAACGGAGAUGUUUUAACAUUAUAUUUUGGGAGCUUUGGGUGCUGAAGGGCCAAAUGUUUUCUGGGCAUUUUUUGGCCAAUUUUAAAUGUUCUACCAUUAAUUAGACAUUCACCAGAUGUUUACAAGUUUUCUUUAGGGAAGUACAACAACGAUACGAACUACUUUGAGUCCUGUUCACACAUGUCAUAGCCAUUGAAGUCCUGUUUGUAGCCGUUGAUUUGGUUCACUCAGUGUUACGUACCGUCAGCAGGUUUCUUGAGUAAGAUGGUCCAUCAGUUAGUAGCGUGUUUUAAGCACCUACUAUGUGUAGAACAUUGAACCAGACACUUCCUGCUGUUAAGGACCAGGGGCACGUGCGCUCUUUGUUGAUCACUCCGAUGGCUCACUUCUCUGUAGUCACAGUUGACAAGCUGGUAAAAUACCAAACAUGCCAAAAAUGCUCCUGCUUUUAAUGCCGGGAAGAAACUGUCGGCAUACUCUGAUUACUUCUUCGACCUUGUCACAUGCGUUCUCCUAGGUAGAGCCUUCGUCUUCGUUUGUGUUUAUGAAAAUACCUUUUCUUUUGAAAUACUAGGGACCGAUAUCACUGUUGAUGCUAGUGCAGAGAAACCCUCCACGUGCUUCCGUGCAUCGUUUAGUCCUCUGUACAUGCCUUCAUGUCUUCCGAGCAGAACGUACGAGGUGUGCAAUCUCCAAGUCAGCUGCUACCCUGUACCUUCGAUGCAAGCCACGUCCCUUCACUUGUGGCCUAGCUGAUGUCUGAGAAGUAUCGUCAGGAUGCAAAAGUCUUUGCCCCAGAAUGUUUUAUUCAUAGCAGAUUGAGUUUGAAAAUGUUAGGAACACAGUCUCUUGUGUGGAUGUGUGUUGUUCACUGUAAUCGUUGUUGCCCAGAGCCAUGGGUUUUUAAACCCCAAAUUUUCCACAUGGUGUGUCUUACGAACUCCUUGAACUCCUUAGAAUAAGUUUUUGUGAUCAAGGACUGUGAAAUCAAAAGAACGAGGCACUCGUUGGUGCACUAGAUAGAUUCUGGCAGUAUUGUGAUCCUUGACGGGACUUGUUUUCUUUAAUGAUAACAUUCACAAAACUUCUUUUUAAAAAGUAUCUUAACAUGCCUGUUAACCAGUUGCCACCGAUAACGUAGGGAAUAUGUUUGUGUUUUGUGCCGAAACACAAACGCGGGAGUGCGGUUUUUAAAACCUGGAAGUUAACGGUUCUUUGGUGAAAGAAAAAUGGACUGACCUAAACCAUUAAAUUUCAUUGGGAUUUUUAUGCACAGAAACGGAUUUAUAUAAAUAUGAAACAGUGCCAGUAUUCACGGCGAAGCACGCAACUAUAACCUUUGCUUUUCUGUAUCCUGUUCAGCAAUUUUGAAGGGCAUACUACUGUUGGUUCUUCUAUUUUUGUUUCUUAGCAUAUUUUCAAGAUUGCCAUGUGUUUCAGGUGGAAAUGGGAUUUAAACUUCUUGCAUGUAAAGUAUGUAAUUUGCAAAUCAGAAUUAUUUCCUUUGUUUUUAACAAACGGAAGUAAAUUUGCUUGUUCUCAUAAAUCUUAAUUUUCAGGCUUCCUGGAUACUUUAAUCGUAACUGUCAGUGUUGCACUGGUCAAUAUGUGGAAACAUAUUGUUCUACCCCGCUACUUACAUUUAUUUGAAAGUGAACUUGCAGUGAUGGGGAAUUUAUGAAAAAUAUAUUGUAUUUCUUUUGAUAUUAUAAAAAUGAGCACAUAUAACACUGAUUUAUGAAAACAUGCUACGUGUCCAAAAAUAAAGACCAAAAUGGCAUUUUGACAA